This is a messenger RNA of Mesorhabditis spiculigera, 7842 nucleotides long. Lineage: Eukaryota; Metazoa; Nematoda; Chromadorea; Rhabditida; Rhabditidae. The record is from the annotation of a GenBank genome assembly.
AUGGGCAUCAACGAAUGCAGUAUAGAGCCGAGCACGAUUGGGACAAGCUGGAACUCGGUGCGAUGGAACAAGCCGGCCACCACCGGCUAUCGAUCACACAGCGCUCGGGUUCGCGACUCGUUUGAGUCGCGGCCUUCGCUUUCCUCCACCACUCCAUCCUAUUCGUCUCGAGCCUCGAGUACCCCAAAAUAUGGCAGCAGCAGUGCCGUUCGGAUGGCUCACGAUCUUGUUAGCCUCGGCCCGUCAGUCCCGCAGCGCGCCUCCCGCUUCGAUUCUUCAGCCCAAGAAAAAUACCGGGAAGAAGCGCGCGAACUGCUCGAAAAGUACACGAAUCGAACGCCCGCUGCAACAACGCCAGCCUCGACGACCUCACUGAAAUCUGGAUAUUACUCACGGCAUUUCGAACCCAGGAAAUUGACGGAAACAUCCCCUCGCCUGCCGUCCGUUUCCUCUUAUGUCUCGCCAUCUCCCAGGGCUUCUGCCUCUUAUCGGCCUUCAAUAACGCCGAGUCGAUGCUCAGUCGAGCCGCCAUCAUCCCGAUAUUCGGCCGAAAGAUCGUUGGGCCCAUCGAGCAUCAACUAUCCCUCAUCUACAUACUCCACAUCAAAAGAACGCCCCUGGCGGACCCGACUGGCCGAAUCGGCGCGUCUUCGAGCGACAGUUGGUGAUGAGGCCUCAGCCUCAUACUCUGCUUCUAGAGCUUCUCGUCGAGGCAGUCUAUCACAAGCAAGCGGUGACGAGGGAUUGUCAAGGGAAUUGAGGGAUCUACGAUCAUCGGUGGCUACCGUCAGACCGUACCGUACAUCGUCGCGACAAUCAUCCGUUGAGAGCAGUGUCGGGUCGCGAUUUUCGAGAUACUCAACGCCGACUUCGACACGUACGGGCGCUCUCUUCUCGUCUGCAUCCACCCCAUACCGGUCCACCAUCGACACCAGCAGGUCGAAAACAUCGUCGCAAAUGUCACGAAGUUUCUCCCCCAUCCGCUCGUCGCUCGAUCCGAUGGACAGUCUGCUAACUACGCGGCAAUACGCUACGAGAUCUCUCUCGCCAUCAAGUCGAGAAGCUUUGAGAAGAGUGUCCUCUACGGAAAAAGCCACAAUAUCAAUGGCCCCCACAACAUCCCCAAUACAAGAAGGGAAUGAAAGAGAUGAAAGGACGAGGAAGAGAAGCAGCAGUAAGGCUCGAGCGGCCCGUCGGGCCUCGCGACAACGAGAAGCCGACAAGACAUCAGAAUCUGAAGGGGAAAGAGGGACCGAUCGAUCGAUUAGUCGACAGCGGAGACGAUCAAAGAAGAAGGGAAGGGAGGAAUCCCUACCCGCUCGUCCACCGCCCCACGAUGGCACCGCGGAAACCGAAAUGGUGGCCCUCUCUCCGACCGUAGUGGCCUCUCCUCCAGGCCCUUCUGGGCCACCAGCCCUUCGCCAGGGUGUGUCGGUGGUCGAGCCAGGGCGUGUCCGUCUCGUCCUCCGCCACGGUGUCAUCUCCCGACUGCUCGGGGCUGGAGAACGAACGACACCUAUUUACGAGACAGAUUCUGACAACAACUCGGAUUCUGACGGCGAUGCACCGUGGACAGCUCCGGCUCCGGUCGUCCGGUUUUUCGGGCCGAAAUCGGGGGAUCCGGCGGUGAAUCGGGCACGGUACCAGACGCACCAUCCGAAUGCUACGUAUAAAUUGAGUUGUGAGGUGGUGGAAGGGCAAAGAUAUCCGAAGCCGUUAAGUACGCACCAUGCGGAUACGGUAGAACCUCAAAGGUAUCCGAAUACCUCAGCUACGCACCAUCCAAAUGACACCUACAAGUUAAGGCCGACCCAAAGGUAUCAGAAGCCAUUAAGUAAGCACCAAGCGGAAGUGGUGGAACCUCACAGAUACCCGAAGCCAUUCUGUACGCACCAUGCCGAUCCGGUGGAACCUCAAAGGUAUCCAAGUACCUUGGCUACGCACCAUCCAAAUGACACCUAUAAACUACAAAAAACAGCAGCCAGCACCUCGGAAUCAACCUCCAAAAAAUACCCUGAAAAAACCACCACCACCACCGCCGCUCCAAAAAAACCGUGGCGCCAAGGUACCUUGAUCUCGCGGAUCAAGUCCACUCUCGAAUUCCGGGCCUCCGGAAGGAACCUGCAGUUGGAAGAGCAUAAAGAGGAACCCACCGUACUGAAUUUACCCACACAACCUGAAAAACCCAUCGAAAAGGAGAAAAAACCUUCUAAAAUCUCCUCCUUCUUCAACCGGAUGCUCCGAAAAACCCCCCGAGGCGCGAAGGAAGAAAAGCCACAACCGCCAGUACACUGCAAUGCUGAUGACAGGGUGAAGCAUGGGUUUGCUCUUCAGAAACCGACGGUGGUCGCCGAGUUGGACUCGAAAUUACAGACCAAGAGAGUUGAAUCUACAACUGCAACGUCUGCGCCACGUCAGGCCCUUCAGAAACCUGUUGUGGAGCCAAAGUCUGGCUCCCCAAAAACCCUGGUGAAAGUGGAGAAACGUGAAAAUGGCAGGUUUACCGUACCCGAGUUGAAGAGGGUCACGUCUCCAAUAUUGCCGCAUUAUGGCUGGAAUCUAGAAAAUAAGAAAGAGGAGAAAAAUGAGGCUCAAAAUCGUCCCCUAGGCGUGGUACGUCCGUUUUCUAGGACCGGAAAUCCGGCAGAUCGAAACUUGGCUAUAGGACCGAUGCCUGCUGGAACUCCGGAAAAUCGUGUCGAAACAGUUGGACCGAGCGCGAGAAGGCUGUCGAGGGGGAGGACGAACAUUUUGGAUGACUUAGGAGGACGAUCGCACCAUGUCGAGCCGGCUGAGCAGCCCCUCGACAUCGGGAGGUUAAACUCCUUGAAGACGCCUCUCGGGAAGCCUACCCCACCGCAUCAGGCAGUAGAUGCUCCGACGCUGCAGGCAGAAAAAUCCGUCAGCCCGAACAGCUCGAACUUGACGCCAAAAGGUGGUGCUGCUCAACUUAUACAAGGCGCGACGCCACAUGUCGACUCGAACAGCUCCAACCUGACGCGGAAAAACGGUACUGCGCAACCACACGGUCAAAGUGCCGCUCAGGCGCACCAAAUCGACAAGCCGUUCAACCCGAACAAGCCGAACAUGACGGCCAAAAUCGCUCAACCAAACCCCGAAGUAGCAAAGCCUCGCCCUCCAACCGAAGCCGAACAGCUCGAACGUCUCCACCGUCUCGAAGAAGAGCUCCGAGCCCAGCGUGAACGUCUCGAACUGCUCGCCGCGAAACCCCUACUCCCCGAAAAUCCACCAGCCAUCGUCACCGAGCGCAAAGUGCUCGUCAAAUAUUCAGACAGUCUCCAUCGAGUUCGAAAGAACCCUCCUUGCCCACCCCCAAAACCCAUUCCCGAACAACCAACACCAUGGAUUGUACGCCCAGCACCUCUUGACAUCUCACAAUAUGUACAGGAGAGAGUGGAGGGGGCAGAGAAGAUAGAGAAGAUGGAGAAAGGAAGGAAGAUGGUCAAAUAUCCAAGGGAUCUGUUGAAUCCUGUGGUAUCGGGGGAAAAGGAGAAGAAUAAGGAGAAGCCGAUGCCCCUAUGGAGACUACAGAAUAUUCGGAGAUUUGGAGAGACCAAAAGCCUGCCAGCGGAAAAAUCGGGAAAAGCAUCCUAUGGCGAGCCGGCUUUUCACACACCACCUCCGGAACCGAUUAUCACAGUGGCCCCGCCUACCCCAACUACCCCGAAAAAGAUGUCACUCGAUGUGGAGGACAAAGAAAAGAAGCUGUUAAAGAACAUUCGCGCCGAAAAGUUGGCCUCCCCGACGUGCAUCCCGUGGGACUCAUCCUUCGAAUUGGAAGAAGCGUAUUCCGACGCGAGCGUCAUCGAUGAUGAGUCACAGUACUCGGCGGUUACGCAUUUCGUGCCCAAAAAAAUCAAGCGUCCCCCAGUGCCGGGCGUCUGGGUGAAAGAUGGGGUCGAGCUGAUCAGCAAGAACAAGAGUUUCAGAAGAGAAGACCAAGCCCAUACUACAGUAUCCGUGUGGGAGGGGAAACGCCGCGAGAGAGCCGCUUUAUCAAAAAAUUUCGAAGCUCCCGACAAGAAAAAAGUGGUAGUAACGGAAAAGAAGAGAAUGGUGCUGCGAAAGAAGAAACUCUCCACCAUCGACCCGAAAGAUGUAGAACGAGCGAGGAAAGAGCGCGAAAUAUCACCCGAAGGCAAGGCGAAAAAGGAACCUGUGACGACUACCGUAACCGCGACACUCCAGCAUAAACACUUCCAGAAAGCUACUGUGGUCCGGAAAUUACCGUACACGGAAAGGCAAUCCAUCUCUCACGCCCGCCCGUUCAAAGCCCGCCGAAAGGCCGUCCCGCUCGCCCUGGCCGCCGUCGACCGUGAAUUCAAGCGAAAACCCGCCGAACUACGGGUGCAGAAGACGAUGAUGAGCUACGGCCGUCAACAACAGAGCGGCUCGAUCAAAUGCCGAGCGCCGACCAGCCGCACCACCGCCACUCAGCAGACGAUCAGCAGAAAUGAACAGUCCGGAGGGGCAAAGGUGAUUGUCGUGAGUGCACCGAUCAAGGAUGUGAACGUGUCGAGGGUCAGGCAUCGAUGCAGGGCCACCAAGGAGAAGAAGCAGCGCAAUUCAAUGCCCUGCUACACCUCCCUCGAGCAUUCUGUCGAUGGUUUCGAGGCGGAAAAACGGAAAUUACGAGCGAUGCAAGCCAACAAUGGAGCCGAGUCGGAUACGGACCUGCGCUCGGAGCGUGAGGGGUCCGUGGCGGCUGCGAUUUUGGACGAGAUGAGGGGGAAGGAUUCGACUGUCGAUUGGAGUAGUGAGAAGGGCGGACCAUCGAUCUUCCUCAACGACGGCCGAGAACCGCUCGUAUUGCCGGAUCGAUCGAUACUCGAGGAGUACGUCAAUAGAAAACGCGGCCGUCUCGAGCGUCUCCACUCCGAGCCAAUACGCGAACACGACGAAAAUCGAUCGGAGUGCGACUCACCGUGCAAUUCCACCGCCUCGGAGUUCAUUCCCGCGUCGGCAGUACGCGUGCACGAGCCAUCGUCCCGUGGAGUGCCGGUGAUCACGACUGCACCACAGAAAUCGAGAUCUCGUAUGAGCAGUGGUGAGCCCCAGACCCCGACCACAAUGCUCGACACCCAACAGCCACCCAACAUCAACAAUUUCAACUCAACCCCGCAGGCUUUUCUCAGACAAGACCGACGCGCGAACCCUCGCCCAAUCCUCUUCAAUGCCCCACAAACAUUCGAUGUACCCAAGACACCGUUCGAGUCGGCCCUCCAAAAUCAGGCCAACCAAAUUGCUCGUCGCGCAUCGAUUGCGUCGAUUUCCAACUAUUCGGAUGUCGAGUGCCGCUCCGAGGCAGCCCCACUGCCGUCGAAUACCUCAGCUGCAGCCCAAUUCCACCGCCAAGGCAGCCAGGAUGGGGCUUCGUCAUCCAUUUCCUCCUCUUUCACAGCUGCCCUUGCUGCCAAUCAACCCACACGACACGAGAGAUACGCAGCGCAUAUCCCGGUUAAUAGAGGCGACGGCUCGGGUCGACAGAGUGCCAACAGUGUCGAUAGCCAGGCUAGUGGCGCCCUCGAGACGGCCAGCAAACAAUUGGACCAGGUGAUCGAUCAGGCCCGCCAUCGGCACCACCAACAUCGCUCCCGUUUCAAGGAGGCCAUCGACUACUUGGAUCAGAUAUUCGAGGAUCUGAAGAGGGAAUGUGACACCGGCGCACAGCAGGCACAGUCGGACGACGCGAACAACAACAGCAAAUCGUUGGCCGACCCCGUGCCGCUGGCUCCGAUUCCGAUUGGCGAUAAUACUGGCACGCUGCCGAGUCAUAUACGACGAAUCCCAGCCGUGGUGCCCGAUCCGGCGCCAUCCAAUUACGCCACCCAAUCACUGCCGAAUCGAACGGCCCGCCAUCGGCCACAACAGCAACAUAUCGCCUCCCCAGCAGAGCCAACUCGACGCUUCCAAAAGCCAGUGGAGCGGCAGCCGAGUAUCGAGGCUGAGAUAUCCGAGUCGAUCGAGUUACCAAAGAAGCAGGACAAACUGGAUUUCACCCGGCGAUGGCUGCACGACGAUCUGUCGUCAUUUGGAAUGGCCAGCCCGGCACCGCUGGUGAUUGGACCCGAAAUGUCGACCCUGUACGCCGACGUAGAUGAACACUCACUGGGAAGCUGUUCAGCUGAGGUGGCAGCCAUCAAUGAGAAGGGAAAGACGAAGAAGAAGGAGAAAAAGAGCUCCUCGUCUUCUCACAGCAAGCCCAAGCCGCACGCCGACGUCAAGCCGGUCAAGCCACAGCCGCUGAGACCACAACCACAGAAUGGCAAUGGAUUGCGGCAAUUUCCGGUUGAGAUAGAGGGAAAUGCAGCUCCUCUGCUUCGAGUGGCCUCGUACGAUCAUAUGGCCGACCCACGGGAGGUGCAAGGAGGAGCGUGGCGGAGUGGAAGUCAGGAGCCGUACAACAAUUCCCUGACCCUACAUCCGAGUGACCCUCGGCCCAGUCCAUCGGCAUUCCACAACGUCUCCCCGUCGGUGCAGAGAAAUUCGUUGCGAGGGAGCAUCAAAUCUCUCCCCGAUGCCGGCUCGUCCGCCCUCCACCGUACCCCUGAUCCUCCCUCAUCUCAUGCUCCUCCCCUCCCUCCCCCACCUCGAGAUCCCGGGCUAGCCAUCGAUGCCCUCGUCGCCGAGCUCGAGCUCAACACCGAGGAGUCAGCAAUAGCGGAGAAGCGGAGAUCAUUCCCGACAGGUGGAGUGAUGCGGAAUAAUGGGGAUAAUGGGUAUUAUGAAACGAGACGACAGAUGGGAGGAGGACAACAACAGAGGAGAGGCACACAACCUGUCGGAUACAGUAAUCAACCAAACCGUGCCAAUCUGGACGAUAUGGCGUCAAUGCUAACCAGUGUCGCCGAUGAAUUCUCCCUUGACCGACAACAAAGAGGAAAAGCCCCUCCACAGCGCCAGAAUAGCGGCAACUCGAACCAAUCCUCCAUCUAUUCCAUCCCCCACAUGCAUGCCCCACCAUUUGAGACGAUUAAUAAGGAGCGAAUCAACCCCUCACGUGUCGAAGCCAUGCAAAAUGUAUUUGAGACCAAAAACGCGGAAUGGCGCCGCGGCCCUCAGCCCUUCAAAAGCAGCCGAGAAGACGAGAAUUUUUAUGAAUUCCCCGACAAUCAACAACCCACCGCUUUUACUUCACCGCGAAAAAAUUUUGACUACCCCCCACAACCUCAGCAACCACACAGUCAACCACCGAAUGGACCGCCGAUGCAGAGGAAUGGCUCGGCCGGCUCAUCCCAAAAUGGUGGCUACUACUCGUCGAACAGCUCGGAUCAUCAUGUUGGCCAACAGGCACAUCAUAAUGGAGGGCUGAUUCGAAGAGGAUCACUGCCUGGUGGGGCAUCAUCAUCAUCAAGGCGUCUAUCAUCCCGGCAUCCAUCCAAUGAUACUAAUGAUGAUGAUGAUGGAUUUUAUGAUAAUAUUGCACAGUUUGAUGAUCGUCGUUUCUCUCGUGGGAGUGAGGUAUUCGAGACGGGUUCUCUCAACAGGACGGCAUCCACCAAAAGCCACACUCACAACAAGAUUGGGUCAUUCUUCCGUAAAAUGGGUGGUGGUCGUCCUCCGGGUGCAGCAGCGAGUCUUGUCUCUCUCAAUAAAGCCGGCAUCGAACCGCAGAUUCAUUCUGGGGGAUCGUCUCUUCUGCUCAAAUCGGCCAGUCUCAGCCAGGAUCCGUGGCAUCAGCAUGUUCUUGGGGGAGGAGGAGCUGUAGGAGGAGGGAGAGGACCAUCGAUGCCGUCAGGCGCCGACUCCUCAAAACACCACGGCCUCGGCCACCGCCUCAAAAACUCGCUUUUCGGCUCGAAAAAACGGCUCAACAUCCAC